Messenger RNA from Hippoglossus stenolepis (Pacific halibut), 2174 nucleotides. Its product is annotated as equilibrative nucleobase transporter 1. The transcript has 16 exons. The record is from RefSeq and is a predicted model, not a curated record. Gene Ontology annotation, molecular function: transmembrane transporter activity. NCBI's taxonomy places the organism in Eukaryota, Metazoa, Chordata, Actinopteri, Pleuronectiformes, Pleuronectidae. Bases 339 to 1925 code for a protein of 528 amino acids. Gene Ontology annotation, biological process: transmembrane transport.
UUGAAGCUAUAGAAGACCAGCCACAUAUUCACAGUCGGUUAAAACAGGAUGUUUCUGAACGUUGGGAGCAGCUCCGCCCUUCCAGCCUCCGGGCCGUCCCCCAAGCUUGCUUCCUUUUUUCGUGGUGCUUCUCUAGUCAUUACAGCGGCUUUGAGAUGGCUGAGGUGCACGGUCAGUGAAUAGGUAAUGAUCAAGAUGGAACAUUUGUGAUAUCUGAAUGAGGAUCUCUUGCUGAUCACCGAAAAAAAAAAGGUGACCCCUGUGAUCCUGCUUUGUGAACUUUUUAAAGUUUUACAGCAGCACUUCACUCUCCUGGCCCAGCAGAAGCAUUUGGCAACAUGCUCAGAAUUCAAGGGGGAGAAGUGAAAUUACAACACUGGUUGACACUGUUGUCGGGGCUGGUGGAGAGUUUGUUCUUCACAGGGAUUGCCUAUGGCUGGGCUUCUCUUGUGUUUGUGCUGAAAAAUGAUGGAUACUUUGCUGCAUACUGCACCAAUGCCACCAGAGAUGAAGAUUAUGCUGUGUAUACUGAUUGUAGUGGUCAGGACGAGCACUUCUCUCAGGUCAUGUCAGUCGCUUCUAUUGCCACCACAAUACUGCGCUUCCCCAUUGGAUAUGUUUAUGACCGCUGUGGAACUGCAGUUACAAGGAUAGUGGCAAUGUCAUUGUACACCACUGGCACACUGCUUAUCACACUGUCAAAUGCAGAGACGUCUGUGUUGCUCUACCCGGGUUUGUCAAGUUUAAUAGUUGCUGGAACGAUGCUCUACAUCACCAAUGCUCAGGUGGGGAACCUGUUUCAUUCCUAUCGCUCCACCACCAUCACCAUAUACAAUGGAGCAUUUGAAGCCUCUGCUGCAGUUUGUCUCAUUGUAAAGUUGCUAUAUGAAAGAGGAGUUUCUCUGCAAACAUCUUUUCUCUUCCUCACCUUGUGUAACAUUAUCCACUGCGUCCGCACCAUCUUCCUGAUGCCCAGACGACAUAUCCCCUACCCACUACCAGAGACAUACACCUAUGGGGUAAGCUGUACUGUACAAAAACGAAAAAGAAGACAGGAGGAGAACGACACAGUGCAAAAAUUUAAGGAAGGAGAUGCGGAGAAGACUGAAAAGGACGAGAAAGAUGAGCUCACUAGUCCUCAACAUAGAAGUUCCUAUGGGGUCGUGAAUGAAUGGCCACUUUCAGGAGCUGUGUGUUUUCAUGGCUCUUCUUCUGUCACCUGGUUUGGGUGGUCACCAUCAUCCUCAGUCAGUUCAUCUUCUUAUCCAACGUCAACCCCAUGCUCACCCGGCUGGCUGAUGAUGACCAAACCGUUGUCAGUCACUACACCAACGCAUUUUCCUUCAUCCAGCUGUGCGGGGUGUUGUUUUGUCCCAUCAGCGGCCUCCUCAUGGACAGACACAAGCACAGACCUCUGGCUCCAGGAGAAACAAGUCGAGAGGCAGAUCUGCGUUCUUCCUCUCUCGCCCUCUUCCUCAGCUGCCUGCUGUGUUUUUUCUUCUGUGUGUGUUUCACCUGUCCUGUCCUCCUGCUGCAGUAUGUCACCUUCAUCCUGCAGGUCACCAGCAGCUCCUUCUUCUACGGACUCCACCAAGCCUUCAUCAGCAUUGCCUUCCCUGCGUUUCACUUUGGGAAGAUGUCCGGAAUGGCAAUGUCUUUAUCAGCUUUGGUGCUGCUUCUCCAGUUUCCUUUGCUACACCUCAUCCAAAAUCAGCUGCACGGUGACCCGCUCUAUCUUUCAUUUUCUGUCCUUCUUUAAGGUAAAUAUCGGCGUCACCGUGGUGUCUCUGCUCACCUUUAUUCACCCAGUGCAUGUUAGCCUCUACUGCAGAGAGCUGGCCAAGCAGAGGAAGAAUUCACAACUUACUCGACAAUCUCUCAGAUCCUCUGACCAGGUGGCCCUGGUGUCCCUUCAUCGAGUCUGAGCUGUAAGGACGAAGCUGGAACAUCUAACCAUUUACAAUCAAGUGUUUGCCUAACAUAGAUAUAUUUAAGAGUAAACUGAAAACCAACAUGUUUUCUCAAGCUUCUGAGUCUCCUGAACUUUUCAGCCUUUUACUGUAUGUUAUUUUACUCUUAUACAUCUUUUUACACAUUUCGUCUCUUUUUUGUACAACACUCUGGUCAACUCAGUUUAUCAGAUUUGUUUUAUGAAUAAACAUGAAUUGACUUGA